Pyricularia pennisetigena is the source of this 3285-nucleotide messenger RNA. RefSeq lists its product as uncharacterized. Bases 1 to 3285 code for a protein of 1094 amino acids. NCBI's taxonomy places the organism in Eukaryota, Fungi, Ascomycota, Sordariomycetes, Magnaporthales, Pyriculariaceae. The record is from RefSeq and is a predicted model, not a curated record. The transcript has 2 exons.
AUGGAAGGAAUCCGUGCUACAAGGCGAGCUGCCAGUCAUGGAGCCCUCAAUGCCGCCUAUAAUAAUCAAGCCCGGCCGACGCCCCGCUCUCUGUCACGCCAAGGCUCACAAACCAAUCUAAAAGGCACCACUGACUAUCCAACUUUGCUGCCUCUACCCGGCCCUCUUGAGAGCAUGUUGAAGACAACAACAGAAACGGGAGACAUUGGCGCUUUCUCCAUUAGGCCUUCAGCAACAUUUCAUCAACUCCCUCGUCAGCGCUCUGCCUUCUGGGAUGACGGGCUGAGGUCGACGCCAAGAAGACAGACAGAGUCGGUUGAGAGGUGUGCAGGCCGUUUCCGCAGAGAGGACGAUCGUAGACGACUACCAUCAUACCGGGACCCAUCUACAUCAGACAUCAUAUCAAUGUAUGGAUCGGGAAGUCAGAGGUCUGGGUCUAGCUUUCGUCCUCUCCUCCUUGACGAAAUGGGCCCAAGAUCCUAUUCCAUGACAAGCAGCUAUGGCGCACGAAAUUACCAUCAAUCCCAUUCACAUUCUAGUGGUCAUGUUCAUGGAUCUUCUCCAUCUUACCUGCAACGACCACGCUCACCCUUUCCAUACCCCACCAGGCUCAAGCGGCCAGGGGUUCGUCCUUCUUCGCCGGCUCUGACAGAGAAUGGGAAUGUUGAUUAUACUCGGAUGAUUGGGAUCGACCAUGUUUCAUAUGUGACUGACCUCACGCAGAGGACCGACUAUCAUAGAUCAUAUAGACAGCCGCCGCUAUAUCAUCAAAGCAGUCAUCGAAGACCCCCUCUGUCACUCAGGCCAGAUGUCAACCGCCCCAUGCGCUCAUAUCCCAGCCAAAGCUCCUAUAGAUCUAAACGAACAUCAUCGUCUGGAGUAGGGCUUCACGAGCAAUACGCUCAUGGCCGGCCGGUGAACCCUUGGAACCAUCAUCCAAGUGAGAUCAGUGAUUACGGCCCCACAGAUAUGAAUGCUAGGAACUCAAGCUUUGGAUCGAUCAUCGACAAGUACCAGUAUUCUUCGCCUAUAGAUACAGGCUCACAGAACCUCCAUGUACCCUCAGGACCGUUAUAUUAUGACUAUUCCGAAGACUUCGAUUAUCCCAGACAGGAGAGCAAUUAUCGAUCUCGCAGUCCCUUGGUGCCAAUGUCAGCUCAGACCACAAACGCCCAUCGCGCCCUCGGCCACAGUGAUGACUGCGUCAGCUACCCCAAAUCUCGAUUUGCUCCCUCUCUCAGCGGCUCAUCGACCCCAAACGCAGAUGAAGAUGCAGGAAGAAACUGGCUUCGGUGCAAUGAUCAGUCUAUAGGGCCUCAUCUUCCUGUACCCACGUCCACACCCCUUGGGACGCAAGACUUGGCUGCACAACCACAAAUCGACGCUGGAUCUCUCAUAGAACCGCUAGGACCUCAGGCAAGUCGCGAAAGGAGCCAGAUCUCACCAGUGACACCAUUCGAGACAGGCCCAGCAAACUUCCCAACAGCCAUGCAGUCAGCAAAGAGAGAGGCCUGGUGUCCCCAACCAACUUUCUUGGAUGAAAAUGAGCAGGAGAAUUUCAACACUGAAAGACGAAAGGCCAAAUCAUAUACCGGACCCAUAUCGUCGGUCCACUAUGCACAAUUGACCGGAACGGUACGCCGCCCAUUGAAUGCUACCGAGAGUCUCACUGUCGGUGACCCAGCGGAGACAGCGCUUGUUAGGUCUGGGGGUCCUCCAGUUGAGCCAACAGCAGCCUUAAGUUCUCAUGACAAUCCAAACGAUCCUGGUUCUUUUGUCAACAAGUCACAAGACUCAGAUGUACACUGUGAUUGUGCAUCGAAGGACAUGGUCGACAAGCGGGCAAAGACUCACAGUCUCACAUACCUUGAUGAAUCCAAAGAAGGUCUGGAGACAGUGAAACAGGGCAGACUUUGGCGUUCCCCUUCAUCAAACGGUCUGAUCGAGAAGACCCGGAUGAUUCAGUCCGUUCGUUCACUUAACAAUGAUUUCCAAGCGACCCCUUACAGGGAACAUGAUCCUCAAGCCCUAAUGCGUCGCCAUAGGAGGAACCAGGCUAUGUUGAGAAUAAGCCAGAGCAGUGGGCGGAACCUACCAGCAGGCGGUUCUCCAUCUCGGAUCGGGACCCCAAUUUUAGCGCCCAAGCCCAUUUCUCCAGCAAAGGAGCUCCGGGUCAGGAACAGCAUACCUCAGCUUAUGAAAGCGUUGCCUGCGCUUCCUGGAGAUAGCCCUCCUGUGUCUUCAAGCCCGGACUUGCUGAGCGAAGACGCGGAUCAUGAAAAGAGAUCUACUCUGAUGGCCCCCAUCAUUGUGUCAACUAUAGGAGGCAAUAGAAAGAGCUUGAUCCAUCCAAUGAACCCAGAGAUGUACGGUUCCGAAGCCACUGAUAGUGCCGAAGGCCAGUUGAAUGCUUCAGAUGUCGGGUUGCGCCUAGCCAUCCCAGCGUCAAGGCUCUCCACUGACCAAUCUUGGAUACCGCCGUCGGAUUCGCAUUCUGCACCCAAGACUGAUAGAACCGGUACUGAAAGCUUUGACAAGCCGGCGCCUCUUUCAAGGAAGGGGAGAAAGAUAAGACUCAGGGUGCUUCGGGACGCAUUGAAUCACUUGGAUAAUGAUGAUAGUAGUACUGUCAGGAGGUACCCAGAGGCCAAAUGCUCGAACACCAUACUCGAGAUCUCGGAGUGCUAUCCCGAUCAGCACGAGCUUCAAGUCAGUCACGCUCACGAUGCCACUGCUCGGCACGAGAGCGGCUGUCUUGACAACGGGGGUUUUGAUGAAACGGCGUCUCUGCCGGCCAAAAGCCCACCACUGUACCAAGCAGAUUUAGAAGAUGGUUUGACUCGUGGGAAUUCCUUGGAUACACACCUCGAGAGGCCACUUUUAUCGGGGACUACUAUAAUUGCGACGAGAACAUCCGAUACAUAUGACCACCCUUCAGUCAAUCAGCAAGUAAUAAGCUCGGAUAAGCAUCGGGGUCCACGAAAACAUUUCUCCAGAAUGAAGCUUAGGCUUACUGAGUCCCUGACAAGACGGAGCGGCCAAGAACUAGCGGAGGAGCUCAGAGGUUUCGAGGCCACUAAUCCCACUGCUCGCCCCGGACGGAUUGAUGAGAUCCAGCUGCUGUCGUCGAGCGGAGAGGCCGCCUCUUUGGCAGAAAAGCUGAGAUCAGACAGGACAUCCGAAAUCGCAAGGGUGCAUAGCAAAGGAAGGGUUAGACAGAGGUUCUCACGACUAGUCAAGGGAGCCAGAAAGACAUUUCGCUUGUACAUGUACAAACGGCCUUAA